CCAUUGUUGGCGCUGCUUUGUUGGAGGAGAAAAUCUGGAAUCGCGAAGAGAAGACGAAGAAUCGUUAACGUUAAAGAGAUGUUAUUCAAGUGUGAGUUAGGAUGAAUGAAACUGCGCAAGUGAUGUUAAUCACGUGUGGAGUUGCAUUCCUUCUAACCAGGAGUGGAGAGUUCUGGGUUGCCAUUCGUUUGGAAAUAAAGAAGGACAAGCGAAGAAGUUCAUAUUUGAGUAAACUAUCAGUUCGUCACACUGGGUCGUCACGUGCUUGUUGGCAGUAAAAAUGUCAGAGGAAAUGAAGAAAUAUUUAUAUGACAUUAUGUCUAGAAUUGAUGGCCUUCAUAGUAUAGUGAUUACUGAUCGUGAUGGGGUUCCUUUAUUAAAAGUUUCAGAUGAUGAAGUGCCAGAAGUAGCAUUAAAACCAAGCAUUUUAUCAACAGUUGCAACAGUUACAGAUCAAGGAGGAAAACUUGGUUUAGGAAAAAAUAAAUGGAUUAUGGCAACCUAUAACAACUAUCAAGUUAUUCAUUUUAAUAAAUCAUCUCUAAUGGUUAGUCUUAUAGCAGCAGCAAAUGCCAAUACAGGUAAAUUAAUAUUUUUAACUUAG
Messenger RNA from Centruroides sculpturatus (bark scorpion), 604 nucleotides. RefSeq names its product ragulator complex protein LAMTOR3-like (gene Lamtor3). The transcript has 6 exons. NCBI's taxonomy places the organism in Eukaryota, Metazoa, Arthropoda, Arachnida, Scorpiones, Buthidae. The record is from RefSeq and is a predicted model, not a curated record. Gene Ontology annotation, cellular component: Ragulator complex. Gene Ontology annotation, biological process: cellular response to amino acid stimulus; positive regulation of TOR signaling. The coding region runs from base 281 to 604 and encodes 107 amino acids.